Molecule: messenger RNA, 2888 nt
Organism: Ictidomys tridecemlineatus (thirteen-lined ground squirrel)
Lineage: Eukaryota; Metazoa; Chordata; Mammalia; Rodentia; Sciuridae
Source: RefSeq, a predicted model, not a curated record
UGCAACAGGAGCUCAAAGUAAUUUGAAAAGUGGGAAGAUGGCUGCAUUAAUAGCCAGUGGACGUGGACUCUUUGGACCACAGUGGCCAUUUGAUGAUGUCCCAAAGGCAGUAACAAGGAAAGUUAAAGGAGGGAAUAUUGAUGUACAUCCAUCAGAAAAAGCACUCAUUGUUCAAUAUGAAGUGGAAGCUACCAUUCUUGGAGAAAUGGGGGAUCCCAUGUUGGGAGAAAGAAAGGAAUGCCAAAAAAUCAUUCGUCUGAAGAGUCUCAAUGCCAACACAGAUAUAACUUCUCUGGCUCGGAAGGUGGUUGAAGAAUGCAAGCUCAUUCAUCCCUCAAAACUCAAUGAGGUGGAACAACUGUUAUACUAUCUGCAGAACCGCCGUGAUUCAUUGUCAGGAAAAGAAAAAAAAGAAAAAUCAAGCAAGCCUAAAGAUCCACCUCCUUUUGAAGGAAUGGAGAUUGAUGAAGUUGCUAACAUUAAUGACAUGGAUGAAUAUAUUGAAUUAUUAUAUGAAGAUAUUCCUGACAAAGUUCGGGGUUCUGCUUUGAUACUCCAGCUCGCUAGAAAUCCUGAUAACUUGGAAGAACUACUAUUAAAUGAAACUGCCCUUGGUGCGUUGGCAAGAGUCCUGAGAGAAGACUGGAAGCAAAGCGUUGAAUUAGCUACAAACAUAAUUUACAUCUUUUUUUGCUUUUCUAGCUUUUCUCAGUUUCAUGGACUUAUAACUCACUAUAAAAUUGGAGCUCUAUGUAUGAACAUCAUUGAUCAUGAGUUAAAAAGACAUGAGCUUUGGCAAGAAGAACUUUCCAAGAAGAAGAAAGCUGUUGAUGAAGACCUUGAAAAUCAAACCUUGAGAAAGGAUUAUGAAAAAACUUUUAAAAAAUACCAAGGGCUUGUGGUAAAACAAGAACAGCUACUACGAGUUGCUCUUUAUUUGCUUCUGAAUCUUGCUGAGGAUACUCGAACAGAACUGAAGAUGAGGAAUAAGAAUAUAGUUCACAUGUUGGUGAAGGCUCUUGAUCGGGACAAUUUUGAGCUGCUUAUUCUAGUUGUGUCAUUCUUAAAGAAACUGAGCAUUUUUAUGGAGAAUAAAAAUGAUAUGGUGGAAAUGGAUAUUGUUGAAAAACUUGUAAAAAUGAUACCUUGUGAACAUGAAGAUCUCCUGAAUAUCACCCUCCGGCUUUUACUAAACCUGUCCUUUGACACAGGACUGAGGAAUAAGAUGGUACAAGUUGGACUUCUUCCAAAACUCACUGCACUCCUAGGCAAUGAAAACUACAAACAAAUAGCAAUGUGUGUGCUUUAUCACAUAAGCAUGGAUGACCGCUUUAAGUCAAUGUUUGCAUACACUGACUGUAUACCACAGUUAAUGAAGAUGCUCUUUGAAUGUUCAGAUGAACGAAUUGACUUGGAACUCAUUUCUUUUUGCAUUAAUCUUGCUGCUAACAAGAGGAAUGUACAGCUUAUCUGUGAAGGAAAUGGGUUGAAGAUGCUCAUGAAAAGGGCUCUGAAGUUCAAGGAUCCAUUGCUAAUGAAAAUGAUUAGAAACAUUUCCCAGCAUGAUGGGCCAACUAAAAAUUUGUUUAUUGAUUAUGUUGGGGACCUUGCAGCCCAGAUCUCUAAUGAUGAAGAGGAAGAGUUUGUGAUUGAAUGUUUGGGAACUCUUGCAAAUUUGACCAUUCCAGACUUAGACUGGGAAUUGGUUCUUAAGGAGUACAAGUUGGUUCCGUACCUCAAGGAUAAACUAAAGCCAGGUGCUGCAGAAGAUGAUCUUGUUUUAGAAGUGGUUAUAAUGAUUGGAACUGUAUCUAUGGAUGACUCUUGUGCUGCACUGUUAGCAAAAUCUGGGAUAAUCCCUGCACUCAUUGAACUGCUAAAUGCUCAACAAGAAGAUGAUGAGUUUGUGUGUCAGAUAAUCUAUGUCUUCUACCAGAUGGUUUUCCACCAAGCCACAAGAGACGUCAUAAUCAAGGAGACACAGGCUCCAGCAUAUCUCAUAGACCUGAUGCAUGAUAAAAAUAAUGAAAUCCGAAAGGUCUGUGAUAAUACUCUAGACAUUAUAGCGGAAUAUGAUGAAGAAUGGGCUAAGAAAAUUCAGAGUGAGAAGUUUCGCUGGCAUAACUCUCAGUGGCUAGAGAUGGUGGAGAGCCGCCAGAUGGAUGAGAGUGAGCAGUACUUGUAUGGUGAUGAUAGAAUUGAGCCAUACAUUCAUGACGGAGAUAUUCUGGAAAGACCUGACCUUUUCUACAGCUCAGAUGGAUUAAUUGCCUCUGAAGGAGCCAUAAGUCCAGAUUUCUUCAACGAUUAUCAUCUUCAAAACGGAGACGUAGUUGGGCAGCAUUCAUUUCCUGGCAGCACUUUUCAUCCAAGGAUUUCAAAGUGCUUUACAAAUAUGCACUAAUUAAGCCUCACAAACAGCCAGAGCCUUGGAAUAGAUGGCUUUGGCCAACCAGUUGGCCUUCUUGGACGCCCUGCCACAGCCUACGGAUUCCGCCCUGAUGAACCUUACUACUAUGGCUAUGGGUCUCGAUAAAAUCCUCCCUUUUUGUGUGUACUCUCAGCUUAGAAGAACUCUGUGUGGGUUGGGUUAACUCUGAUCUUUGCCUAAUAAUGCAUGUUGAUACUAUUGUGGGUCUGUGUUUCUUCUUACUUUCCCUGUUAGCUGCAGAUAAACUCCAACCCUUUCUAUUUCCUGUCAAGUGAGUUGAUGCUAACACUGUUCACUCAUCCAGCCACACCCUGAUAUUGAAAACCAUUUACCAUGAGACUCAGAAGUGAAUGUUGAAAAGCUACUAGAUUGGAAAACAGACACUACAUUAUGUACAUUAAGUGACUAAUUUAAUUUCUAUUAAAAGGAUGCAUAAAGUGCAAAUGAAUGAUCCAAA